CGUCACAAUGAGAUCACCAAACACCUAAUGUCAUCCAUGGCCAUCUCGGACGCACUCCUGGCUGUUCUUGUUAUGCCCUUGGGAAUAACAGAAGUCAUUAACAACGGAAAGUGGGUGCUUGGAUUCAGGACGUGCAUUGUUAAGUACUGUCUGGACUAUUUACUGAGUGGUGUGCCCUGCUUUCACGUUUUCUGUAUGGCCCUCGACCGCUAUAUCGCCGUUUGCCACCCACUGAGAUACAGACUUUUAUCCCACAAACACGCCUACGUCAUGAUAUGUCUAUCGUGGAUGAUUCCGUGUUUAUUUCUCAUGUCAUGGAUCGUAAUAGGAGUGCAUGAGUUUGAUGACUGCAUGAAGUUGACCAACGCCUGCAGUCUGUUCAACUUCAAAACCGAGUUCAUCAUUGCUUUUGUAUUUACCUACGUCGUUCCUUUCUUUGUUAUGUAUUUUCUUUAUUUACUGAUCAUUCGAAAGCUGGGAAAAAUUAAAAAACCUCUUGGACUUCGCAUGAAAUGCCGAAUCAGCAAGCAAGCAGACACUCAAUUAUGUUUUGAAAGUGUCGUGUCUCGGCAAAUUGAAUCACCAGCAAGGAACAUCUCUACUGUUCAAGUCGGUAUAAGCAUGAAGAUCCGUAAUAGGUCUACACGUGAAGACAUAUCCUGCAUUUCCUCUAUAGCUGUAUAUCCCAACAGCGUUGGGGAUGUAACAACUUCGGAUUUUACCGAUUCUACAAAGAGCGCGAUAAACAGAAACACUAAAGCAUUUCGCACUAUUGGUCUAGUUAUGAUCUGUUUCACGAUCUGCUGGCUGCCAUCAUGGAUCUGGCUGUUUGUGUUCCUCGUGAGAAGAAGCCCCACUCCGAGCUGGUUCACGGUGUGCGUUUCCUGGUUUGCCUACUUGAACUCAACUCUAAACCCUGUGCUGUACUGUUGCAACCGUUCUGUCCGAAUGGCCGUUAGAUCAGUGAUGUGUCCAUCCUCCGUCACUAAGUAG
Molecule: messenger RNA, 993 nt
Organism: Lymnaea stagnalis (great pond snail)
Lineage: Eukaryota; Metazoa; Mollusca; Gastropoda; Lymnaeidae
Source: the annotation of a GenBank genome assembly